AUGUCUCAGCCAUGGGACUACAUAGCGAAGAUUGUCUCGCUCGGGGACUCUGGAUGCGGUAAAUCAAGUCUCACAGUCCGCCUCUGCGAAGGCCGCUUCUCACCACACCACGAUGUCACUAUCGGCGUCGAAUUCGGGUCGCGCAUAGUCCCUGUCGGACCACCCGCAUCGCUCUCUCUCAGCAUCAACAACCCCUCCAAAUCCGCCCCACAACCGUCAGCGAAAGACGCAGCAAAGCAACAACCGCAGAAGCACAUGAAGCUAUCAUUAUGGGACACGGCAGGCCAAGAAACGUACAAGAGUAUCACAAGAAGCUACUUCCGCGGCGCAUCAGGCGCACUCCUCGUCUUCGACAUUUCGCGCAAGAACACAUUCCUCAGCGCAACGAGCUGGCUGCACGAUCUGCGGCAAAUAGCCGAGGAAGGCAUUGUAGUGGUCUUGGUCGGUAACAAGAGCGACUUGGCGUCGUCAUCAACAGUCUCGGACUCAGAAGCAGACAACAAGCGGCAAGUCACCAAGGAAGAGGCGGAAGAAUGGUGCAAAGCAAAUGGCGUCAUGGAGUACGUCGAGACGUCCGCGAAGAACGGCGAGGGGGUAGAGAGGGCGUUUCUGGAAGUCGCCGAGAGGAUAUAUCAGAAUAUCGAGGCCGGCAAAUACGAUUUGAACGACCGGAGAAGCGGUGUCAAGGGCCCUGGAGCUGGGGGCGGGAAUCGAGCGGGUGUAAACUUGGGUAUGAACGAUGCAGCGAAGAAGGGGAAACAGCAGGGCUGGGGAAGCUGUUGUUGA
This is a messenger RNA of Parastagonospora nodorum SN15, 786 nucleotides long. RefSeq lists its product as hypothetical. Bases 1 to 786 code for a protein of 261 amino acids. Gene Ontology annotation, biological process: regulation of endocytosis. Gene Ontology annotation, molecular function: GTPase activity; GTP binding. The transcript has 2 exons. The record is from RefSeq and is a predicted model, not a curated record. Gene Ontology annotation, cellular component: endosome. NCBI's taxonomy places the organism in Eukaryota, Fungi, Ascomycota, Dothideomycetes, Pleosporales, Phaeosphaeriaceae.